UUACCUAUGGUAUGACGCAUUUAUUUCAAGAUGGCGGACGAAGAGGACUCAGUUGAAGAAUGGAAUACAGGUCAAAAUGAACAGUUAUCACCCAUGAUGCAAGCUAGUGUACAAGCUAUGGUGGAUUUUGCUCAAAACAAUGACUCUGGUUGUAUUAAAGAAGAACCAUCCAGUCCUGAUGAACAGUUUAGAAAUUAUAAUAAUGAAGAUAACGAUGAUCCAGAGACAAUGGAAGCAAAGCAAAACAGAAGGGUAGCACACAGUGUUGCUGAACAGAAACGCAGAGAUGCCAUAAGGAAAGGUUAUGAUGAUCUUCAAAUGGUUGUUCCACUUUGUCAUCAACAAAAUGGUGCAGCAGGAAGUCAAAAGCCCAGUAAGGCAGUUAUUUUACAGAAAACCAUUGACUAUAUUGGAUACAUGAUAAAUGAGAAAAAGAAAAAUGACGAGGAACUUGAAAAACUGAGAAAGGAAGUGAUGGCAUUUAGGAUAAUGAAGGCAAACUAUGAAUCAAUCGCCAUUGCWCACCAAAACCAGCCCAAUCCAGGACAACAAGCAGUUCCUGAACAAAUCAAGUUUAAUGUGUUCAAGCAAGUGAUGGAAAAGCAGUUUGCAACAUUUGACUCAACAGUGAAUAUUACAGAUUUUGAUAGUCUUUCAUCAGGAACAUUUAAUUGGCUGGAAGAAUAUUGUCAGCCUCAGUACUUUACAGAAUCAGUUUUGAGAUAUCUACGAGAUCUCAGUGACCAGGGUUUGCUGCAGUCAUAAUUCAAGUAAAAGACAGAAACUAUUUAUUUCGAGUAUGAUGGAGGCAAAUAACACAGCACAAUAUCCUCUCCUCUUUGUGAUAUCAUACCAAAACAAUUAUGUGCUGAUGCUAUCGCUAGAAUGGAUACCUUGAGAAGCAGAGAUAUAGAUUUACAUUGUACAGCUAAUACCAUUUCAACAGCAACAGCAUUCUGUGACUGGCAUUUCMUCUAAAAUCAAGACAGGCUCAAUAUAUCAAGGCAGGACCUGUUUUCAUCUCCAUUGGCUUCCUCAGUGAAAUUCCUUUUAUUUCUUCAAAGAUUUUCAAGAUGUUAUUUGUACUUCCAUAUUUAUUAAUCCUUCUCCUGUCGUGAACCUUCCAACCACUGUAAUUACAUCAUCCAGUUCUCUGACCAGUUUGUACAGUUUCCAAAUAAUAUUAUUGUAUUCAAGUGGCAAACAUCAACAGUGUAACCCACACCAGAAUGAACAUCAUGUUUAGUAGAGGGACUGCAGAGCCUGGGGAGAGGAGUAUGCAGCCACUGCUCUUCCRCUUUCUUCUUAUUUUCUUUUCCUCCCCUCUUCAAUUCCCCCCCUCCCCUCCAACCCCUCCUUGAAGGAUAUUGGUAAAAUAGUCACAUAAACUGUUGGUACCAUUUCUAAAUGUUUUAUUUUAAAUACCUUUUAAAACAUUUACACUCACUGGAAAGUGUUUGAUUUGCCAUCCUUCUCGUUUAGUGUAUUCCUAUGUUUCUAAAUUGAUUAAUGUCAAGUAUAAACAGAUUUCAUUUACAGUAUUUUUUACAUUUUUUAAAAGUGUAAUUUAAUUACAUCUUUGUACAGCUAAUGCAAGUGGCUUUGAAUAAAUAAAAUACAGCUGUGUAAAACAUCAGA
This is a messenger RNA of Exaiptasia diaphana, 1638 nucleotides long. Its product is annotated as max-like protein X. Gene Ontology annotation, cellular component: nucleus. The transcript has 10 exons. Bases 31 to 765 code for a protein of 244 amino acids. The record is from RefSeq and is a predicted model, not a curated record. Gene Ontology annotation, biological process: regulation of transcription by RNA polymerase II. NCBI's taxonomy places the organism in Eukaryota, Metazoa, Cnidaria, Anthozoa, Actiniaria, Aiptasiidae. Gene Ontology annotation, molecular function: protein dimerization activity; RNA polymerase II cis-regulatory region sequence-specific DNA binding; DNA-binding transcription factor activity, RNA polymerase II-specific.